GGCAGCUAGAAGGCGCGGGUUGCUAGUUUGCAGCUUGGUUUGGCGAUUAUAGUGCUUUAAAAACCUGCCGGGCCAUGCAGCGUCUUUCCCUUUGGGAUCCUGUGCGUCUAGGCUGGCUUUUCAGUAAGUCCUAGGGCUGCGUUGUGGAGGCCGCCGUCGUCACGCGGAGAAGAAGGUGCCUGUGAGGGGCGUACCCUCUGCCAUGAAGAAGAUUUUUGGCUUCAGGAGUAAGGGCCCAUCGCCCUUAGGCCCCUCUGCCCGCCCGCGCAGCAACUGCGUGGGCUUUGGACGUGAGAGUGCUAGUGGCUCCCACGUGCCCAGGUACCACAUUCACGACAAGGAUAUGGGCAAGAUCCACAAGGCUGCAAGCGUGGGAGAUGUAGCCAAAGUGCAGCAUAUCCUUAUCCUUGGGAAAAGUGGCGUGAACGACAGAGACAAGAAGGACAGGACCGCUCUACACCUUGCCUGUGCUUACGGCCACCCAGAAGUGGUGACUCUCUUAGUAGAGAGAAAAUGUGACAUAGAUGCCCGGGACAGUGAAAAUGGCACGGCCCUCAUUAAGGCCGUUCAGUGCCAGGAAGAAGAAUGUGCGGCUAUACUGCUGGACCACGGUGCCGAUCCAAACGUGAUGGACAACAGUGGCAACACUGCCCUCCACUAUGCCGUCUACAGUGAAAACUCAUCCAUAGCAGCCAAACUGCUUGCACACAAUGCAAAUAUAGAAGCCAAAAACAAGGAUGACCUAACACCUAUGUUACUUGCUGUAAAGGAAAAUAAACAGCAUAUUGUGGAAUUUUUAGUAAAGAAGAAAGCAAGUAUUCAUGCAGUUGAUCAGCUUGGAAGCAACAGGCAAAUAUUUGAAUAUGAUGGGAAGAGACUAAAACAUUCUGAAAAUGGCAGUCCAGGUGCCACCUGUUUCUCUCUCCCUGACCCCCACCUCCCAGCAGCCACUGCUUUUUACUCCCUUCCGAGUUUUACUUUUUCCUGCAUAGUCAUGUGUUUCUCCAUGUUUGAAACAUUCAGUACCAAGGGCAGGUACUCCACCGUUGAACAAAGCCUCAGACUUGGCAUGAGCAGCAUCGUGGGAAAUUCUAAGACACUGAUUAUGGAUAAUGGUUCUGAAGAUGGCUCUUUAACCAGGUCUUCUAACACACCUGACCCUGCUGAUUCCUGGCCUACAUCAGAUGAGGAUGACUAUGACUUUGAUACCAAGAAUGUCCCCAAAAUUAAUUUAACAGAGUUGUGGACAGCUGCUCAGCAGUCUAAGAAAAACCAAACAAAAUGUGGCUUUGAGGAACCAGGCAAUGGAACCCUGUUUAAUGAGAGUAAUUCCACUAGUGAAGAUGAAGAUGCCAUUGUGAUUGAGCCUGCGUCAUCAGUCAGAGUCCAGACCCUCUCCCCAUCCUGUCAAUCACCUGACCCUGUGGAAGGAGCAGCUGAGCCAGCAGUGGAAGGAGAAGAAAACAGUGCUGAUGUUAUUGAGGGCGCUUCACAGGAGCAGCCAAAUCAUGACAAUUUACUCCGUGCUGAUGGUUGGCACAAAAGUAAUAAAAGUGAAAUGAUGUCUGCACUGGGACUAGGAGAAGACGAAGAUGAAGACUCACCCUGGGAUUCUGAGAGUAUCUCGGAGAGUGUCUCCCUGAAAGACAUGGGUCACUUCUCUGGGACUGCGGAGCAAACAGGAAAAAGGAGAGUACAUGGACAGAUAGAAGAUGUGACUUAUAUACCUUCUUGCAUGAGUGGAUCAAGAAACUUUAAGAUGGCUAAACUAGAGGAGUCAAGAAAUGUAGGCAUUCCAGUAGCCCACAUGGAGGCCCCCAGGAAAUAUGCAAUCAUGGAGCCUACCAUCGAAAGGAGGGUUCCUAUUCUGAACAAAACAGAGACUGUGGGAAUGAAGGAUGCACAAACUUUCAAAUCAGAGCCAGAAACAGUACCAAGAGAAGAAGAGACAAGGCUCAGUGGCAGUGAAGGCAGCCAGCCAAAGGUUGAAGAAAAGAGAAAGUACAAAAAUAAUGAAGCAGAACCAUCAGGAAAUCUAGACAGCGGUGCUGCUGACAGCGGUGCUGAUGUAAACCCACAGCGUGGAGACACUGAUAACCAGCAGACUCCCAGGAAGGGGAAAGAGAGACAUGGCGGUGGUCCUGCCUUGCUUAUGAAGGAAGCAAAGAAACUGGAAACUGAAAAAUGGGCAGUGACUGAGAGAGCUGGCUUCCCCACUGGUGGCUCACUACACAUGCAGGAUGGUUCCCACUGGAGUGACACGGACCAAAGUGAAUCCAGGCCCACAAAGAAAACAUCUAAUAAAAAUGACAAGGACAGCAAGCAGACAGCUGCUGUGGGCAACCUUGACGACCUUACGGAGUCCUCUGAAACUGCCUCUGAGGACCAUGAGCUCCAGGGCCCUGAUUUUGAGAGCAUUUUGUGUGAAAUCGAGCAUCUCAGACUAGAGUGUAAAGAUACUGUUAGUCUAUUGAAAAUCCGGGACGCCAUUUAUUCAUAUAAAAGAUUAGUAGAAGUUAAAAGAAGCCACUGUGAACUACUUACAGGAAAACUGAAAAGAGUGGAAAACAAAUGUAAAGGAUUACAGAAGGAAAUGUCAGAGACAGAAGAAAUCAAGUCCCGGUUGGAGCAUGAAAAGGUCGGAUGGGAACAGGAGCUAUGCAGGCUGAGAUUUGCACUGAAACAAGAGGAAGAGAAGAGGAGAAGUGCAGAUCAGCUUUCUGAGAAAACCGUGGAGCAGCUUAGAAGGAAAGGCGAGCAGUGUCAGAGUGAGGUGGAAGCCAGGCAGCAGCUUGAAGUCUCUCUCCGAACCCUGGAGAUGGAGCUGAAGACAGUGAAAAGUCAUCUCAACCAGGUCUUAGAGGAACGAAAUGAGACUCAGAGGCAGCUUUCCCGAGAACAGAAUGCCAGAAUGUUACAAGAUGGGAUUCUUGCAAAUCACCUCUGCAAGCAAAAAGAGAUAGAAAUGGCGCACAGGAAGGUGACCUCUGAGGUUUCUGUUAGUCAUGAAAAAGAAAAAGAUCUAUUGCAUAAAAACCAGAGGCUGCAGGAUGAAGUUGCUAUGGUAAGACUGGAAAUGGACACAAUAAAAAACCACAACCAGGAGAAGGAAAAGAAAUAUCUUGAAGAUAUUAAGAUUGCAAAUGAGAAGAAUGAUAAUCUUCAAAGGAUGAUAAAGCUGAAUGAAGAAACAUUUACAAAAACAAUAUUCCAGUAUAGUGGACAGCUUAAUAGUCUUAAAACUGAGAACACCAUGCUGAGUUCUAAGCUGGACAAUGAAAAACAAACUAAGGAGAGAUUGGAAACAGACAUCGAGUCCUUCCGGUCUAGACUGGCUUCUGCCCUGCACGAUCAUGCUGAGAUUCAGGCAGCAAAAAGAGACCUAGAAACUGCUUUCCAGAGAGCAAGAGAUGAGUGGUUUCGUUCGAAAGACAAGAUGAAUUUUGAUAUGUCUACCCUCCGAGAUAACAAUGAGGUUCUCUCCCAACAACUUUCUAAAACUGAGAGAAAAUUGAAUAGCCUAGAAAUCGAGUUUCAUCACACAAAAGAUGAGCUUAGAGAGAAGACACUGGCGUUAAAGCAUGCGCAGAGAGACCUGAACCAGACACAGUGCCAGAUGAAGGAGGUGGAGCACAUGUUUCAGGAUGAGCAAGGGAAAGUGAGUAAAUACAUGGGGAAGCAGGAGUCCAUAGAGGAGAGGCUAGCCCAGCUGCAGAGUGAGAACAUGCUGCUCCGACAGCAGCUGGACGAUGCCGCCAACAAGGCAGAGAGCAAAGACAAGACAAUAGUCAACAUCCAAGACCAGUUCCAGGAUGUGCUGAACAGAUUCCAAGCCGAGAGUCAGAAACACAGCCUGAGGCUAGAAGACAGAAAUCAGGAGUUAAUCAUUGAGUGCAGUCAUCUAAAAGAAAGAAUGUGUCAGUACGAGAAUGAGAAAGCAGAAAGAGAAGUCGUUGUGAGGCAACUCCAGCAAGAACUGGCCGAUACUCUAAAAAAGCAGUCGAUGUCAGAGGCUUCGCUAGAAGUUUCCUCCCGUUACCGCAGCGAUUUAGAAGAGGAGGCACGAGACUUAAAGAAGAAAUUAGAUCAGAUCAGAUGUCAGUUGCAAGAGGCGCAGGAUCAACACAGAGAAGCUGUACAACGUGCUGAGAAGAUGGAAGACCACCUACAAAAGCUUGAACUUGAAAAUUCCAAGUUCAAAAUUACAGUAAAAAAGCAAUCAGAGGAAAUUGAACAUCUUCAAGAAAACCUGUCAAGUGUGAAUUUGUCUGAAGAGGAUAAGGAAAAACUGCAGAAGCUUGCGGAGUUGAAAGAGUCUCUGGAAUAUACUUUGGAUCAAGAACAGAAGAGAAGUGGUGCAUUAGAAAAGGAACUGACAGAAUUUAAGGAAGUCUUAAAAAUGACCAAAAAAGAAUUAAAUGAAUAUGAAAACAGAGAACUUAAUCUUCGUCAAGAUAUAAAAAACAAUCAACUUGAAAUGGAUAUCCCAGUUAAUACACUAGUAAAAAAGAUUGAUGAUCUUACAACAAAACUGGAAACUGCAUCUUCAAAAUGUCUACAUCUGGGUAAAAAAAAUCAGCUGCUUCAGCAGGAAUUACUAUUGAUGAGAACUAUACAAAAGAAAUGUGGGAAACUAGAGAAGAAUAAAAAGCAGUUGGAGCAGGAGGUAGUGAACCUCAGAAGUCACAUGGAGAAGAACAUGGUGGAGCACAGCCAAAUGCAGCAGUAUGCUCGGGAGGUCGAAGAGCGAGCAAGGCAGGACUUGGUGGAAAAGUUAAAACAGGUCAACCUCUUCUUGCAGGCUCAAGCAGCGUCCCAGGAGAACUUGGAGCAGUUGAGAGAGAACAAUAAUGCUUCAGUUAGAAGUCAGAUGGAGCUCAGGAUUAAAGACCUGGAAUCCCAGCUCUACAAAAUGAAAGCCCAGGAAGACUUCGAUAAAAUAGAACUAGAAAAGUAUAAGCAGCUCUACCAAGAAGAGUUCAGACUUAGAAAAUCGUUGUCAAGUAAACUUAACAAGAUGAGUGAGAAGCUGGAGGAGGCCAGCACCAAGCUGCUCCUGGAGGAGCAGCAGAGCAGAUCUUUGCUAAGCACACUCAGCACAAGGCCUGUUGUAGAGUGUCCUUGUGUUGGAAGUCUUCAUAAUAGUUUGGUAUUCAACAGAACUCUCAUUCCAAGAGAAAACAUAGUGGUUCCUACCUCAGGUCCACAGCCAUCCAAUAAAAGAGUGGAGAUCUUUCUGACCAAGAUGCAUCAAGAGUUAGAAAAAAGUAUAAAUAGAGAACUUAAAGAAGCUACUGCUGAACUUGAAUCUGAGUUCUGCAGAGUUUCUCCUCUUGGAUCUGCUACUAAACCAAGCCAAGAUCUACUCUCAGAAGCAUCGCAAGAAUAUAUAGACAUUUUAAAGAAAAAAUACAUGAUCUGCUGAAUUUAAAAAGAGAAAGAGGAAGAAAAGGCAUGAAAGUAGAAGUGGGGCUGUUUGGGAGAAGGGCCAAAGGAGGAAAGGACCAGAGAAGAUAAAGGGGUGUUCGCCGUGUGUGUCUGGAAUGUCUCAACAGCCUGGGUACCUGUGGUGGCACAUAUCUUUGACUCCAGCACUUGGGAAGCAGAGGCUGGUAAAUCUCCGAAUUCAAGGACAGUCAAGGCAAUGUGUCUCAAACAGAAAAAUAAAGUCAUAAUGAUGGCUACUAUUUUGUAUAAAUAAUACACAUUAAUAUAUAUGAUCUAAAAUAUAACAUGUUGGGCUGGAGAGAUGGCUUAGGAGUUUGAGAACACUAGCUGCUCCUUCAGAUGUCCUGAGUUCAAAUCCCAGCACCCACAUGGUGCCUCUCAACCACCUAUGUGAUCUGAUGCCCUCUUCAGGCACACAGGGUUAUGUGCAGAUAGAGCACUUGUAUACAUAAAUAAAUAAAUCUUUAAAAAAAGAUAUAAACAUUUAUUAAAAUAAAGUAAAACAUUAUAUUUAUUAAACUGUUUAUAUAUUUUAGUUGUAUUAACUGUAUGACUUGAAACAAGUGAGAAAAACUUUUUUGUCAUAUGUAUUAGAAAUUAAUAUGUUUACCUGGGGUUUUUUGGUGGUCUUAAGCAGAUUUUGCAAGUAUUAUUAAACCAGUAUUACAAACUUUUACUUAUGAAGACACCCUAAAGCAAAUUGUUUAAACAGCCAAGUUAUCAUGAAUACUUUGGUGGGAUGAAAUACCACAUUUGUAUUUAUAUUUUUCUAUUUUUAUCACUA
This is a messenger RNA of Mastomys coucha (southern multimammate mouse), 6232 nucleotides long. It is a transcript of the gene Ankrd30a, whose product is annotated as ankyrin repeat domain 30A. The record is from RefSeq and is a predicted model, not a curated record. Gene Ontology annotation, molecular function: protein binding. Bases 203 to 5425 code for a protein of 1740 amino acids. The transcript has 36 exons. NCBI's taxonomy places the organism in Eukaryota, Metazoa, Chordata, Mammalia, Rodentia, Muridae.